This is a messenger RNA of Rattus rattus (black rat), 4197 nucleotides long. RefSeq names its product alkaline ceramidase 3 (gene Acer3). The record is from RefSeq and is a predicted model, not a curated record. Gene Ontology annotation, cellular component: endoplasmic reticulum membrane. The coding region runs from base 82 to 885 and encodes 267 amino acids. The transcript has 11 exons. NCBI's taxonomy places the organism in Eukaryota, Metazoa, Chordata, Mammalia, Rodentia, Muridae. Gene Ontology annotation, biological process: phytosphingosine biosynthetic process; ceramide metabolic process.
GUAAGGGAGGAGGGAGCCGGAGAGCGCGCGUUGCCUGAGCCGGCUCGAGAGCGGCCGAGCCGAGUGUGGGGCGUCGGCGCGAUGGCUCCGGCUGUGGACCGCAAAGGCUAUUGGGGCCCCACGACCUCCACAUUGGACUGGUGUGAGGAGAACUAUGCGGUGACCUUGUUCGUCGCUGAGUUCUGGAAUACAGUGAGUAACCUGAUUAUGAUCAUACCUCCAAUUUUUGGUGCAAUUCAAGGCUUUAGAGAUAGACUGGAGAAACGGUACAUUGCUGCUUACUUAGCACUCACAGUGGUAGGAAUGGGAUCCUGGUGUUUCCACAUGACUCUGAAAUAUGAAAUGCAGCUGUUGGAUGAGCUCCCCAUGAUUUACAGUUGCUGCAUAUUUGUAUACUGCAUGUUUGAGUGUUUCAAGACAAAGAGCUCAAUAAACUACCAUCUUCUUUUUACCCUGGUUCUAUUCAGUUUAAUAGUAACCACGAUUUACCUAAAAGUAAAAGAGCCUAUAUUCCAUCAGGUCAUGUAUGGAAUGUUGGUCUUUGCAUUAGUACUCCGUUCUAUUUAUAUUGUUACAUGGGUUUAUCCGUGGCUCAGAGGACUAGGUUAUACAUCCUUGACUGUCUUCUUAUUGGGAUUUUUAUUGUGGAAUGUAGAUAACAUCUUUUGUGAUUCACUGAGGAACUUUCGAAAGACAGUGCCCCCUAUCCUAGGUGUUGCAACGCAGUUUCAUGCAUGGUGGCAUAUUCUAACUGGCCUGGGCUCUUAUCUCCACAUCCUUUUCAGUUUAUAUACAAGAACACUUUACCUGAGGUACAGGCCAAAAGUGAAGUUUCUCUUUGGAAUCUGGCCCAUGGUCAUGUUUGAACCUCAGAGGAAGCACUGAUGAAUUAAUUAUUCUACCAAGAAAACAAAAAGCACUUACUGUAUGUAGUUCUGGCAAGAUGGUCAAGAAAUCUCCAAAGACUUGCGCAUUCGAAGACACCAUGCCCAUCACAAGAGAUGAAUGACUCAGUCACAGAGAAUGGGCGAUUGGUCUGUUGGGUGUUUAGCUCCUGGCUUUAUCUCGUUUGUCCUGGACCUAAGAUGCUUAGAGAGAAACAGAUAGUGUAUAUUUAUAUUCUGGAAUGGUGGAGAAGUUGGACUUUUCUUAACAGGUUAACAGUUUGUGCUGGUCAUUCAUGGAAAAUUAAUAUUUUUUCUUUUCUUUUUUCUAUUUUUUUAUGAGUUGCAUGUUAAUUGUACCUUUAUUAAUUUUUGAUUAAAUAUUGAACAGAGUCAUUAAGUACUGGCAAGAUCCCAUAUCCAGAUGGUCGACUGUGAGCCAGCACUUAGCCGUGUCAACUUUGACUCACAUUAUCACAUUAACUUCGCAGAUGACUUUCCAGUAAUAAAAAGAAAAGGUGUGGGACUCUAGGUAGCUCCUCGCUAUCUGCCUUGGUGCUAGCUGGAGUCUUGUAAGCAAACUCUGACCUGCCAGUGAGUAGGCUCUGUUCUCAUCACAUCCAAGAAUUUGUCUUGGGCUCUGUGGCCCACUGCCAUUCGAAGGGAUGGGCCAUCUAACACCCCUUCAGAAGUUUUCCCACAGCACCAGUUAAAGGCUGCUGUUUUGCUUUCUUUAAUCUUCAACUUAUUAUUAUUGUUGUGUCUAGCUAAUUGAACUGGUAAUCUUAUGACAGCACAGUUUAAUUGACUUUAUCAGGGAAAGUUGUAUGUUUUUUACUCUUUGCAUUAUGCAGUAUGCAUAGUGAAGCAAAUAGUUCUACUUUGGAUUUGAGUGCAUAUGAAAUUGAAUUGAUUGUCACCAACAGUAAAUGAAAGAUCACAUGUUAUGUCUGUUGAUUGCAUCCUGAACUAUGGCUUCAAAAGAAAAGUAGGGGUUUUUCUCAUGUAAAAUGGGUUUUAAAAAAUUCUCAUCCUUUCAAUAUUCACUAACUAACUUUACCCUGGCAGGGUGAUGCACACCUUUAAUCCCAGCACUUCAAAGGCAGAGAUGAGCAGAUCUCUGUGAGUUUAAGGCCAGCCUGGCCUACAUAGUUCCAGGACAGGCAGGGAUACAUAGUGAAACUAUUUCCAAAAAAAGUGUUUGGUUCAUUAGGUAGCCUUGGUAUAUUUAUAAAACCUUCACCCUCUGGCCUUAGUGUUUUAAAGCCCAAGUACCAGUUUCCUUCCUUUACAUCUCAGAUGGCAUUAAACAAACAUGCCUUUAUAAAAGCAAGACAUGCCAACACAUAAACCUAAGUAAGAGAACCUUAGUUGUCUUUUGAUUAUAGGCGUGGAUCAGGGUCUAGAGCACAUCAACUGAGUUUCCCAGUUUCUUGUGUUCUGGAACAAGAACUGGACCAGGGACACAUGGAUGGUGAUGACAAUAGAGACCUUUUGUUAGAAAGAAAGAAAAAUACGCCCCAGAAUGAGAGUGUGCCCAAGGACUAGGAAAGUCUAAGUCUGAAAAGCCUUGGACCAAGGUCUCUGCUCUUUAUAGGACCUCCAUCUUUUCUAGCAAGUAGGGAAGGCAGGGCUUUGUUUUUAAAGCAUGCAGUUUUGUUAUGCAUAGAUCUGUUGGAGAGGUUUCCAGUCUUCCUUUGGGAUUGGUUUUUGUUUAUUUGCCUCUAGAAUUUCCUAUUCUUCUACCUCACUCUACCCCAUCCUCAGAGCUGUGGUUCCAAAAAUCCCUUUGAGGUACUAAAGGAUGAUAAUCUGUUUUGUAUAAUUUCCAUGUUAAUGAGGGAUGUAGUCUUUGCCAAAGAGAGACCGAAGCUCAACUCCUAUUUUAUCCAGUGGUUGGAGAGGAGGCUUUGGAGUUUUUGUUUUGGGAGUUGGCUUAAAUCCUUGUAUCAUAAUGAUAAAUUGUACAUGGUUUCUUAAAAAUGUAAGAAUUUUGGCAUGGUUUAGCAUUUAAGAGCACCAAUUGCGGGGUUGGAGAUUUAGCUCAGUGGUAGAGCGCUUGCCUAGCGAGCGCUUGCCUAGCAAGCGCAAGGCCCUGGGUUCGGUCCCCAGCUCCGAAAAAAAAAGAAAAGAAAAAAAAAAAAAAGAGCACCAAUUGCCCUUGCAGGAACCUUGAGUCUGAUUCUUAGCACCUACAUGGUAGCUCACAACCAUCCGAAACUGUAGCUUCUAAGGAUGUCACAACUUUUUCUGACAUACGCAGGCACCAGACAUGCACACGAUACACAUACAGAUGUAAGAAAAACAUCCAUAUACCUAAAAUAAAUACAUUUUUUAAAAAAUUGUCAAUGCAAGAAUAAUAUGAUUAUUUCAACCAUUAGUCCCAGAAAGGACCAGAGUCAGGCAACCCAUAGCUAUGCUUAUGUAGAUAUGGUCCUUUAGACUGUUAAAACAAGAACCCAAACAAAACAAAAUCCACAAACAAAAACCAAACUGAUUAUGGCAAGAUACAAAAAGAACAAUUUGUAGAAAAAAAAUGCAGUACUGGAAUCUAUUAAGGAGAAGGAAGUGUGGGAUUGUGACCAUAGAGUACCAACAGUGCCAAAAGAAAAAAUGGAAAACCAAAGCAUACGGUUAUAAGUACUGAUAGUUACUUUGCCUUUAAGAAGUUAAAGCAUCCUGUUAUUGUCUAAAGAGAUCCUUUAAAUCCUUCAGCCUUUUAAUGUAGGUAGCCUGUCUUUAAGAUAUUCUUGAGACUAUGGACUUGGGUCUGUGGACACUGGUGCACCUCCUUAGAAGGACCUCCAACAGGUUUAUAUCCUGUCUCCAAACAGCUAGUGUCCUUCUUUAGCCAACUAGUAUCCUGUCAGAACAGUAUAUUGUCUCUGCCCAGGAUCUCAGAGAAAUAAGAUUUUAGCAAUGUGCUAAGUUGUAACCAAAAUAAGGAAGACUUUUCCUUUUUGGUAAGACUUCAUAGUAAGUCCUUUUUUAUUACAUACAGAGUAAGUAUAACCAGUUUGAUGUUACUGCUUGAUGGUAUUGUAAAUUCCUAUAAUUUUCAUUAUGGAAAAGAAGUUCAACUUAAAGAUCUUUGGCAAAUAUAACCACCAUUCUAGAUGUAUCUCGGCUUUACCAGAAAUCUUAUCUCCAUCACUUGUACACAGGAACACUACUAUAAAAGGAAUCAGUCCAACAGAAGAAUUCUUAACACAACAUUCAGAGCAUUGGAUCAACAUAAAGCAUUUUGAUGCUGUUUUAUUUUUGUUACCCUUGACUUUGAAAAAAUGAAAUAAAAUUUUAAUCUUUCACAGAA